GAAACCACACAUUCAGCAGUCGAGAGAAUGUUUAUUGACACAUUUAACACAAUAGGUCUCACACAAUGGAUAUUUGAGAGCACCUUUCCAAGAUCAGGCAACAUACUCGAUCUGUUGUUAACUUCUGAGGUGGAUAGGUUAGGAGCGGUUCAAGUCCACGCGCCUCCACCAGGCUGUGAUCAUUGUAGCAUCCACUGUGAUUAUGUCUUUGAUGUAGACAGAGAGGCAGCCUUGAAGGGCCACUGCAGAGUGCUGUGGCAUCGUGGCCACUAUGGAGCGAUCAAUGCGGAGCUGGAGGGCAUUGACUGGGGAACAGAAUUCUCACAGCUUUCCUCGCACGAAGCAUUCACAAAAUUGCUGUCCAUCAUGAACCCACUCAUAGACCGACACGUUCCAAGAAGGAUGCACGACACUAGACCAAUGAAACCCCCCUGGAAGUCAAACCCUCCAUCGUCUUUGAAGCGCCUGCGUAGGGAAGCAUGGCAAGCUUACAAGGAUAUCAGAUCCAUGCUUGGCAGAAAGUCGCCUGAGACGUGCUUGGCACUGAAAACAUUUCUCGAGACCAACAAUAACAUACGAUCCUACGCUCAUAGGUCCCAGAUAGAGUACGAAAGGUCACUGAUAGCAAGAUCCAAAGCAAAUCCGAAACUUCUUCACUCUUACAUGAGACAUAAAAAGCAAUUCCGCUCCUCCGUGGGUCCACUGCGCAUGGACCCAAACACCAUUUCUGAUGAUCCGGGGGAAAUGGCAGACUGUCUUCUUCGUGCUUUUGCUGACAUUCACACUGCUGCGGUGCCGGAGGAGCCGGCUCCUCAUCAGCGUUGCGAGGCCGCACUUAGCGAGAUCGAGUUCGGCCCCUCUGACGUACGCACACUGCUCACCGGUCUAGAUCCAAACUCAGCCAUGGGACUGGACGGGCUGCACCCAAGACUGUUGAGGUCUUGUGCCAAUACCCUCACCAGUCCCUUGUAUAUUAUCUUCCGUCGGUCCCUUCUAGAGGGGAAGCUUCCUCGAGCCUGGAAGUCAUCACUGAUUGUGCCUAUCUUUAAGAAAGGUUCCCGUCACGACCCUCAGAACUACAGGCCGGUUGCACUGACGUCAGUUGCUUGUAAGAGUCUUGAGAGAUUGAUCUUCCGUGGACUUUAUGAUUACUUCUGCGAAAAUGCGAUUCUCUCUGAGGAACAGUUUGGUUUCCGUCCAGGUCGCUCCACGGAGGACCAGCUGAUUCUCACUUAUGAUGAAAUCACUAGCGCGCUUGACUGUGGCCAUCCUGUCGACCUCAUCAUGUUCGAUUUCUCGAAAGCAUUCGACGUGGUUUGUCAUGCCGUCCUCCUCGAGAAGCUAAGACAGAUCGGUGUGCAGGGAAGGCUUCUUGACUGGCUGUAUGAUUUCUUGGUGGGAAGAGAAAUGCAAGUGCUGGUUAAAGACACGACAAGCAAGCCAACAGAGGUGCUGAGUGGUGUACCACAGGGCUCCGUUCUAGGACCGAUUUUGUUCCUAUUGUACAUAAAUAACAUCGCUUCAACUUUGACGAGUAGCUACAAGAUAUUCGCGGAUGAUUUGAAAGUGUAUAUGAAGAUGGACAGAGAAGCCCCUCUGACUACAGCGGAAGAUCUCCAGAGGGACAUCGACCUACUGUACGACACAGCCACAUCGUGGGGGCUGGCGCUUAACCUACGAAAGUGCGCUGUGCUUCAUUUUCGGCGCCGAUAUCACGCCCAGUCCAUCAUUUCAUACACAUUGAAUGGCACCGAAAUACCGCACGUUUCGGCCUACACUGAUCUGGGCGUCGCCGUGGAUGACAGUUUAAAAUUCCACGAGCACUGUGCCCUUGCUGCGAGAAAGGCUGGGGGCGUUGUCCAUAACUUUCUUAGAUCUACUCGCUGCCGAUCACCUGACUUCAUGAUGUUCAUUUGGAAGACACACAUACGGCCCAUUAUUGAGUACGCUUCAUCUGUGUGGAACAGUGGAUAUGUUCAAGAUCUCAAGAAGUUAGAGAAAAUCCAGAGACUAUGGACGCGUAACACUCUGGGCCUCAAAGAUACGUGCUAUGGUGACAGGCUCAAAACACUUGAUCUUUUUUCUGUGCAGGGUCGCCUUCUUCGUGCUGAUAUUUUGAAGUGCUGGAAAAUAUUUCAUGGACACUGUCACAUCUCGCCGGAGGAUUUGUGGAGUCUGGAAGUAAAUGGAAGAACACGUGGUCACAGACACAAGAUCAAGGUCAUCCGCGCGCAUGUUGACGCGAGGUCCAGAUACUUCACACACAGAGUCGUCAAAGAAUGGAAUAGCCUCCCGGGGUGGCUAGUGCAAGAAACCUCCCUGCAGAAAUUCAAAGGAGGACUCGCAGAGGUGUUGGGCGCGAAACUUUACGAUUACUCAGUCUAAUGUUGCUACGUUAUAUGACAGAUUACGAUCGGUAUAAUGUCAAACCAUUGGAUCCCCCCCCCCUCCAUGGUAUGCGCCCCGUUCUUAACAAGCAAGGACAGGGUCAGAUGCGCCAUGGAGCUCCAAUCGGUCAUUCACCACUUGCCUCCUGAUUUCUGCAUUCCCACCAUGCCUGGCCUUCCUUCACAUGUCAUUCACCCAUUUGGUUUGCGGGUGAGACAGCAUUUGCGUUACACUUCACAGCCGUUUCUCUCUCUUUCUUUCUUUCUUUGUGGAGCAUUAGCACCAACUACGAGUCGAGUUUUGUCGACUUGUGUCGACUUGCACCAACUACGAGUCGAGUUUGUCGACUUGUUGUCGAGUUUCCACAACAAUUCACACGCAGACGCACAACACCAGUUCCCUGACUCAAGGCCCACCCACUGGCCCCAGCUUGUGUCCAACUAUAUUCUUUGGAAUUGGCGCGUCUCUGAACGACUUGGGUUUCCCUCCUUCUCACUCCUCUCCUAAGAGCAAGGCUGAGGAAACCCAACAGGUGAGUUAAACAGCUCAUUCCAUGAUGGGUCCCGUACCUGCUGCUAUCCAGGAACGACUGCAGAAUUUGACAGAUUAUGUAAAGCCCAUUCUUGCCGGCUACCUGGACCUGGAGUACGCGUGGUGGCAGGUCUGGCUGCUGUGGCCCGUCAUCGCGCUGCUCGUCAUCCCCGCCUCGCUGCUGGCCUCCCUCUUCCUGUCGGCCUUCUUCGUGGAGUGCUACCGACACUGGCACGGUCUGCGGGCGGCGUACGAGCAGAGUAUAUGGGACGGCGCGCGCUACACAGUCUGCGUCUGCUGGAAGGUGCACGGCAGGAUAUGGCACGGGUACGAGGUGAGCGGCCUGGAGAACCUGCCGUCGGGCCCGGCCAUCAUCGUGUUCUACCACGGCGCCAUCCCGAUCGACCACUACUACCUGCUCUCGGAGGUGCUCACCAGCAGCGGCCGGCUCAUCAAGACGGUCGGCGACCGCUUCCUCUACAGGAUACCAGGCUGGAAGCAGCUGAUGAGCGUGUUCUGCGUGAUCCCUGGCGGCCAGGCCAACUGUCUGGCGGCGCUGCAGCGCGGCGAUCUGCUGGCCAUCUCGCCGGGCGGCGUGCGCGAGGCCUUCUUCGGCCAGGGCUACCGACUCGUCUGGAAGGACCGCGUCGGCUUCGCCAAGGUGGCCGUCGAGGCCAGAGUGCCGAUCGUGCCCAUGUUCACGAUGAACGUGCGCGAGUCGUACCGCUCGUUCGUGGUGGGCCGCCGCUUCUGGACCUGGCUGUACGAGCGCACGCGGCUGCCGCUCGUACCCAUCUACGGCGGAUUCCCGGUGAAGAUGCGGACCUACCUGGGCCGGCCCAUCCACCACGAGGAGGGCACCACGCCCGAGCAGCUGGCGCUCAAGGUCCAGGUGGAGAUUAACCGUCUGAUCGAGGAGCACCAGAAGCUGCCCGGCAACAUCCUGCGCGGAGUCCUGGAGAGGAUCAUCGAGUGGCCAAAGUCCAAGGCCUCGUAGCGCGGCGGGGCGGACCGGGACGCGCGGCCCGCCCCAGCUGCAGCAGGACCGCCGUCCGGCGGACCAGUGCGGUAGGGUCUGAGCGUCCCCGGACGUACCGGGCCCGGGAGUAUGUACCACGCGGUGCCUUAGUGACGGGGCGCCCCGUGCAAUACUGUAAUCGUGCGCCCCGUGUCCGCGCGGAGGUGGCCUGUAAGUUACGAGCUUCUGCGGAGAUUAGCGCGGAGCAGCCGGCCAAAGAGCGCAGCUGUUGGAGCGUCGGGAGGCGCCGCCCGGCGGAGAUGCGAUGUGAACUGUGUUACAUAUCAGUAGUGGGACCGCGCAGACGGGACGCGUCGGUCGGCCGCGCUUAUGCAAUAGGGGCGGGUCCCUGCCGUCCCCCGUACCGUGUCUACUGUAGAACCCGCAGUAUAACCCUCGCCGUACGCGGACACCGGACCCGGCCAACCGAUCUCAGCCGACCCAGCCCCGCCCAGCGGCCAUUUACACACCUCGAGGGGCGCGGCCUGUACCGGGGCCCGCCCAGCGGCCAUUUACACGUCACCUCUAGGGGCGCGGCCUGUCCAGGGGUCCGCCAUGUUCUGUACACACCUAGGAGCGGGGCCUGCCCGUGGUCCGCCAUGUUCUGUACACCCCUAGGAGCAGGGCCUGUCACGGGGCCUGCCAUGUUCUGUACACCCCGUUGCGGCGUAUUCGCCGAGUCGGGCGGUGUUUUUUUAGUAUUGUCCGUGUAAUGGGUGACGGCGUGUAUAACGCGGCUGCAGUUGACGCCUAUAUCCCGUGUGUGACCGCCUGUACCGUUUUGUGAAUUAUGUGUGAGAGUGUUCCUCAGUCAUUCCCCAGUGUUCCGGAGCAGCGGGGCUGCCACAGGGUCGGUGCUAUGAGGGCCAGAGUGGCCCAUAGGAGGUGUGUCACGCUGGCACACGUGACGGUGUAUGCAGUGUUGGUGUCUUGGAGGCGAGCCCCUGGCUGUCUGAAAUACAUAUACGACAUGA
Amphibalanus amphitrite is the source of this 4911-nucleotide messenger RNA. Its product is annotated as transmembrane protein 68-like. Lineage: Eukaryota; Metazoa; Arthropoda; Thecostraca; Balanomorpha; Balanidae. The transcript has 8 exons. Bases 2942 to 3916 code for a protein of 324 amino acids. Gene Ontology annotation, molecular function: acyltransferase activity. The record is from RefSeq and is a predicted model, not a curated record. Gene Ontology annotation, cellular component: membrane.